AUCAUUUAAAAGGAGUCACUGACAAACAACCGUUUACACAGGCUUGAAAGUUUGACUCGGAUGUACUGAGCGGUUCUGCAUUUCAAAAUGCAGACUUACCUUCUUUCCCAGCAAUUUAACACUAGGUCUUUGGCAGAAAACUCCACAGCUUGUCCAGCAAAUGCUACUAUUUGCAGUGGCACGUCUUGUGUGUUACCAGAAGAUAAUUUUAAUGAAACUUUGAGCGUAGUUUUAAGUACUGUUCUAACAAUCAUGCUGGCUUUGGUGAUGUUCUCCAUGGGUUGCAAUGUGGACAUUAAGAAAUUCCUGGGCCACAUAAAAAGACCCUGGGGUAUUUUUGUGGGUUUCCUUUGCCAGUUUGGAAUUAUGCCUCUCACAGCCUUCUUGCUGUCCCUGGCCUUUAACGUGCUUCCUAUUCAAGCUGUCGUGGUGCUGAUCAUGGGAUGCUGUCCAGGGGGCACAGCCUCCAAUGUCAUCGCCUACUGGGUGGAUGGAGACAUGGACCUAAGCAUCAGCAUGACAACUUGCUCCACACUGCUUGCAAUGGGAAUGAUGCCGCUUUGCCUCUUUGUUUACACCAAGAUGUGGACCGAUUCUGACGCAAUUGUACUCCCCUACGACAGCAUUGGGAUUUCACUGGUAGCUCUUGUAAUUCCCGUUUCGUUCGGAAUGUAUUUUAACCACAGAUGGCCAAGUAAAGCAAAAGUCAUACUUAAGGUCGGUUCCAUUGUGGGAGCAGUCCUCAUCGUGCUCAUUGCUGUCGUUGGGGGAAUACUCUACAAAGGCUCCUGGAUUAUCUCACCCAAAUUAUGGAUCAUUGGCACCAUAUUUCCAGCAGCUGGCUAUUCUCUGGGAUUCUUUCUGGCCCGCAUAGCUGGUCUGUCUUGGCACAGAUGUCGUACAGUGUCUCUGGAAACCGGCAUGCAAAACACUCAGCUAUGUUCAACUAUAGUACAGCUCUCAUUCACUCCUGAACAACUUGAACUGAUGUUUACUUUCCCACUCAUCUACAGCAUUUUCCAGCUGUUGUUUGCACUACUAAUUUUAGGAGGCUACCGUCUUUACAGAAGACAUCGGGUCAAAACAAAGACAGAUGUCGAGAAAACAGAGGAAAAAGAGGAUUCAAAAUCAACAUCAUCACAUGCUAAAAUAAAUGGAGGAUUUGUAUCAAAUGAGACCAAAUAGACAAUUACCCCUGUUCCCAACAACUGAAAAGUUAUAAGAUACACAGUUUACUUAAAGCAUUUUUUUUCACGUCGUUGCUAUAUGGAAAUAUUUAACAAAAGGAGAAGUUUUGCUGAUAUUGUACAGUAAGACUUACAAAUGAUUAACUUAUGAAAGAUUUCUACUUUGAUUUUGAACACAGUUUCUGCCACAAUUGUAGAAUCCAGUUUUGAAGCUAAUUCCCUAAAAAUAUUUAAUGUUUUAUUACGGCUUAUUUAAAGAAAGGCAGAAUAAAGGUGGGCUAUUGCUAAAAAAACCAAGCAGAUAUUUGCAUUACCAACUCCAGCGCAUGAUCCUUCAAAUCUGUCUGCUAGUCUCGGCCCCCACACCAAACAAAGAGAAAUCUUGUAAAAGCGCCUGAGCAGCAACAGGAGUUGAUGUGGAAGAUCUGAUAAGGCUGGAGGACUUUCACUGAAUCAACCAUGAAAUUGGAACAAGCUAAUAAUGAAAUAAAGUUUCAUUUAGGUCAGUCUGGGCAGAAUAAAGUCAUUGCACUGUACUAAUUGUUUGAAACAUUAAUUUAUUCUAAAACUAUAAUUUUAACAAGUGCAAGGUACCUUAUGACUCUAACUUUUUGCCCAAAGUAAUAGAAAGUAACAUCUUUGCAUCUUCAGUCUGGGUCUUUUAGGUGCUGGAAACAUGAACAGAGAGACAAAGCCCAGAGCAAUUUUAGUGUGACAGCUGCAUAAAAAGGAGUAGGUAGAGCUUUUGGAAGUGUAAGAAAUCAACUUCUGCACUGAAAGGAAGGCAUUUGAAAAUGGAACAAAAUUGUCCCUGAUUCAUCCAAGACUACUUUCACCACUGUUAACGUGAGACAAUAGUGCUUGUAGAGAGUUAUAUUUUUUUUUAUGAACUCAAUAAAUUUGAACUUAACAGGUGCCUGUGACAUGUAGACACUGAUGUAGUUGAUAACUUUAAGUUUUUAAUUAUAUGAACCACAGACAGAAAUAAUUUGAUGUACAUAUACAUUAUUUGUCUUCGAAAAUUCAAGAGUACAUAUGGAAAGCUGUCCUAAGUGUGUGGAGAAAAGGAGUACAAUUCUAAGAGAAACAGUGCAGUAAAUUUUUUGCAGCUGUAAUUUUUUAUGGAUACAUUCAGUAACAUUAGUCCUGUAGCUCUUAUGUAAAGAAAACAUCCAGAGAACUUCAGAUGAAAUGAGUGAGAGGUUGGCUGACCAAAAAAUUCAAGAAUGAGCCAACUAUCAACACAUGGAAACUAUACACCUCUCUGUCAUAUUCAAGUGGACCUUCCGAGGUGUUGUGAGUUAAGGUGGCAGGUUUUGUACAAACACAACCAAAAUUGUGGACUUUAAGUUCUCGACGUGUGGCUUUCCACUGCUGCAGAAAUAUGCCGGUAUUAAACAAAGAAUAAAUUAUUUCUAUCUACCAUAUGUGGGGGAAAGGGUCUCGAAAUGUUCCUGAGCUCUGGGACGCUUGAAGCUGCUUUGUUUUCAGAGGGAGUUCAGAGUGGUCAUAACCUCCAAGGAGGAGUUUAACACUUAGCGGGAGUUAGCACAUAACAAGGCAUACUAUGUUUUAUGGAACGAAGAUUAAACAGAAAAAUGUAGUGAAGUCUGUUAUGGAGGAAUCAUAAAUGUGCAAAAGCACAUUCAUCGAGAAAAGGACAAGUUGCUAUUUGUAACAUCUGUAGUUAAAAGGCUACUGUCUUUAUCUUGCGACCAUCAUAAAUGGGCAGCAGAAGUUAGUUAGGAUCAUGUCUUUCUUACGCACCAAGCUGCUGCUCUUUCCCCAUGCUAAACUUCAAUGCUUCCGUACAUAUUUUAAACAGAUUUUGAAAAUGUAUUGAAGAAUAAUAGUUUGUCUUGCUUAUACUAUGUGUGUGUGUGUGUGUAUUUAAAGCAACUGUAUAAA
This is a messenger RNA of Chroicocephalus ridibundus (black-headed gull), 3095 nucleotides long. RefSeq names its product solute carrier family 10 member 2 (gene SLC10A2). Gene Ontology annotation, biological process: bile acid and bile salt transport. Lineage: Eukaryota; Metazoa; Chordata; Aves; Charadriiformes; Laridae. The transcript is spliced from 6 exons. Gene Ontology annotation, molecular function: bile acid:sodium symporter activity. The record is from RefSeq and is a predicted model, not a curated record. The coding region runs from base 88 to 1185 and encodes 365 amino acids. Gene Ontology annotation, cellular component: apical plasma membrane.